Molecule: messenger RNA, 876 nt
Organism: Halteromyces radiatus
Lineage: Eukaryota; Fungi; Mucoromycota; Mucoromycetes; Mucorales; Cunninghamellaceae
Exons: 1
Coding region: 64-876 (270 amino acids)
Source: RefSeq, a predicted model, not a curated record
UCUUCUUUUUUUUUUAUUAUUUUUUUUUGAUCUUUACUGCUUUUCAAUCAUUUAAACUACUCGAUGAACUCUGGUACUAUUCAACAAUUGUUCAACAAUUGUUUACAUAAUCUGCGUAUAAACAUUAGCCAACAAAUAGAAAAUGUUCGUCUUGAUCUGGAGGAAAGAAUAGAUAAUACAAGUAAUACUCUCAAUCGUCGAAUUAUGGCACUCGAUUUAGAGCAACGCCAAGAUGUCACUCGUCUCUACCGACAUAUCCGUCAAUUUCAACAAUGUAUCAUGGACCAUUUCAUAGAAGAAUCAACACGUAUUACUGGAAACUGGCCAAGAAUAAUAAGCAACAACAAUGAACCUCAAACAAGUGAUAGUAUCCAAAUGGCUCCUGAACUUCAUCCUCCUCAUCCUCCUCAUCCUCUUCAACAGGUCUUCCCAGAAGUACAAGACUUUCAUCCCGAAAGUCCUCAUCCUGAGAUAGACCUUUUUGGAGAAAAUGAACGUGAUAUCGAUUUUCCUGAAAGACUAGGCGGUAUCCAUCGAAUAAACAGCGCCUAUGUCACGAAUGAUGAUUUUCAACUUGUGUUUCAACAAUAUCUUGGAUUUAAUCUUGUUGAAUCAGUGGCCAUGACCAACAUUCUUAUGAUGUAUGCUCGAGAGGCAGUUAUCAUAAGGUUAUUCCAAUUACCUCAAAGACCCAAUCGAACGGCAUAUUGUUGGACUCAAUUCUCAUGUGAUGAUAGAAUUCGUACUUCAUUAGCUAUAGAAAGAAUGAUGGUUUCACGUGAAAACGUUCGAAUCGAUAGAGCUGUAAAACAUUGGAUGGCUUUUUGUAUGAUGAAAAGGGUAUUUCGUGCAUUCCAAGCGAGCCGUUUAACUUGA